Monopterus albus (swamp eel) is the source of this 3174-nucleotide messenger RNA. It is a transcript of the gene trip6, whose product is annotated as thyroid hormone receptor interactor 6. The record is from RefSeq and is a predicted model, not a curated record. The transcript is spliced from 11 exons. Gene Ontology annotation, biological process: cell-cell adhesion. NCBI's taxonomy places the organism in Eukaryota, Metazoa, Chordata, Actinopteri, Synbranchiformes, Synbranchidae. Gene Ontology annotation, cellular component: stress fiber; focal adhesion. The coding region runs from base 343 to 2040 and encodes 565 amino acids.
UCCUUUCACACAUGCCCGCGUACGCACAGCGCAGUUACGUCAUACGUCGGGAAGCCAGUGAGAAGUAGCUGCUGCUGCUGCUAAAGGCCUCAGGAUCCGUGACACAGUAGGUUAACGGCCUAAAGCUGGAAGAAAGUUAUUUCAGGAUAAGAUUCAUUGAUCUCUGGCCAUUUAAACGAAGACUAGGUUGUGUAUAUGUGGUUCGGUUCAGGUGGUAGGUCGCGAUUAUUUCGUUGUUUCCUCAUCGGUUGUUCGCCUGGAGGCAAGGCUCGAGCUUCAAAACAGCCUAGCAGACAAAUGAGACCGAAGGAAAGUGUAAAGGUGCUUUGAAAGAAGCCCGCCAUGUCUGGUCCCACCUGGCUUCCACCGAGGACUCUGGAUAGCCCAGAACGAGCCGUCCCCCAGAUGUCUCACCCUGCCGGGUCAACAAUCUACCAAGCUGUCAACAAGAAGACUGUGUCUGACUUUCGGACGAAAUAUACCCCCUAUGACCAGAAUGGAGGAGGAGCUAUGGCCAACAGGUACAAGGCUGCUGCACCCACAGGUGGACCCAUUCACCAUUCAUCUGGUGACCACUAUGGUCCCAAAGAAGACCGUAACUGGAGCCCUCAUAUGGACAGCUACGAGCUGAUGCAUCGUGGUCCUGAAAACCCAGCGGGCUAUCACUCCAAAAUCGAUUCCGAUAUUGACUCCCUGACCAGUAUGCUUGCUGAUCUCGACAGCCACCCAGAGGACUCCAGCACACAACUGUACGACAAUGUGCCUUACAACAAAUACCUCUCAGGGGAUCACUACAAAUCUGCAUACCAGAGCAAAACCCCUCCUCAGGGUCGGCCAUCCAUGAGCUACCCCCCUCACCCAGAGAGCCAGUACCACCCAGCACCCCCUUACCCUAGUGAGCAUCAGACGUCUCAGUACUCCACCUCCCACCAGCAGGACUACUACUCCUCCUCUUCAACCACUAAACCCUACCCUCAGCCCGUCCCAGCCUCCUAUACCACUGCCUCAACUCCCACCGGGCCCAGGUUCAGCGUCCAGGUCAAGACAGCACAGCCUGUCACCUACUCACAGACAGGGAGGCAGGCUGAACAGGCCUACACCCCACCCCCUCCUCGCCAGCAUGUGUCACGUCCACCACCACGGACUCAGACAAACCCGCAGGUUUGGUACCCAACGCACUCAAGUUCACAAGCUCAGGAGACGCACGCUGAGGUGGGGUACAAGGGGAGCGGCUCAGGCUCUGGAGGCAGAGCCAGCCAGGUCUCGGUGUCUAAGAGAGGGAUGGAAAGUAACCCAGCGGGGUCAGGAGCUGCACAGAGUCCUGCUUAUCAGUCUAGUAAGCAGGUGACGGCAACAACAAGGCCUGAGGAGGAGCUGGAUCGACUCACCAAGAAGUUGGUAUAUGAUAUGAACCAUCCUCCUGCAGAGGACUACUUUGGUCGCUGUGCGCGCUGUGGUGACAACGUGGUCGGUGACGGCAGUGGCUGUAUCGCCAUGGAGCAGGUGUUUCACGUGGAGUGUUUCACCUGUAUCACUUGCCACGCCCGUCUCCGAGGGCAGCCUUUCUACGCCCUGGACAAGAAGAGUUACUGCGAGAGCUGUUACAUUAGUACACUAGAGCGCUGUUCAAAGUGUUCCAAGCCCAUCCUGGACCGGAUCCUGCGGGCCAUGGGAAAGGCCUACCAUCCCCGCUGUUUCACAUGUGUGGUUUGUAACUGCUGCUUGGAUGGGGUGCCCUUCACUGUGGAUGCCACCUCUCAGAUACACUGCAUAGAUGACUUUCACAGGAAGUACGCGCCUCGCUGCUCAGUGUGCGGUGAGCCCAUCAUGCCCGAACCGGGCCAGGAGGAGACCGUCAGGAUCGUGGCUCUGGAUCGUAGCUUCCAUGUCAACUGUUACAUUUGUGAGGAAUGUGGUCUGCUGCUGUCGUCUGAAGGAGAGGGUCGAGGCUGUUAUCCACUAGAUGGCCACAUCUUGUGUAAGAGCUGCAGUGCUCGCCGCAUCCAGGACCUCUCAGCCAAAAUCUCCACUGACUGCUAACAAACCUCCUGUGUUGCUCUGCCUUUUCAGCCACCUCACUCUCACACAUCCAUGGACACUCCACAUGUUGCACAUGACUUAAGGCACAAGUGAACUACUGUACUAUUUGAUCAUGACAUGGCAAGCAUUGCUAUAGCCCCCCCUGCUGGUCUGCAGCUGCAGUUUCACUUGCAGAUUAGCAUUUUUACGGAUACUGUCUCAAACAAGAAGGUUGUGAUGGCGCAAACCAAACCACCUCACUCAUUUCUUUUAUUCAUAUGUCCAAAUACAUUUUCUUUCUUGUUUUGGGACACAACUGCCCCAUUUUUUCAUGUCUGGUUCAGUGUUAUUAAGACAGUGGCCUGACCUGCAGGCAGCUUGGGCUCCACUGCCCAUUUAUUCUCUCUGGUACUGCUCGCACAUCGCUAUCACCUGGACUGUCACUGAUGAAAACGUGGAUGAUUAUCACAAAUUGAGACCUGACUCUGAGGAGGUUUGCACAGAACGGUACAUGUCUAACACACUAAGUGCAGAACUGCCUCAAAAUGAACAUUCAAAGCACAAAAAGCAACAGCUGUGACUGUACACGGGGCUGGUUUGGUCUGGACAGCAUGUAAAGUGCAGUGAAGCGUCCUCAUAGAAAUGUAGACGAAAGGAAUGUGUAGUUGACUUUUCUUCUUUAGCUUUAAUCGAUUGCUAGUUUCUCAUCAUCCAAACAUUAGAUCAUGUUUAGUUGAAGUGAUUUUUUUUUUUUUUUUGCCAUUUUAAUCAUUCAGAAUUACAUUUUUGAAUCUGUAUAAAACACAGUCUUGCUUUGGUUUUGUUUAAUGUGUUGUUUGGUUGAUGUUUGUUACAUUGAAGAUGAUGGUGCAAUGAAGUCAAACGCUUUCUUCUCUCUAAAGGAAAACAGGGUGUUACUGACUUAGGGGCUUGAAAACAUCCAACUGUGUGAAGCUCGAUUUAAAACUAUAUUGCUAACUUUAUUUACUUGACAAAUACUUUUACAAACAGAUUACUCUUUGCAUUAGAAGUCAUAAAUAUUGAUGUUAAUGCAAUGUUGUCUUCCCCCUAAACUGUAGUUGUACGGAUUACAGCUGUUCAUGGGUGGAGCUUAGUUUUGCUCGUCCUUGCACUUGUGGGCCAACUUGUCAUAUU